Egretta garzetta (little egret) is the source of this 2199-nucleotide messenger RNA. RefSeq names its product G protein-coupled receptor 149 (gene GPR149). The record is from RefSeq and is a predicted model, not a curated record. The transcript has 4 exons. Gene Ontology annotation, biological process: neuropeptide signaling pathway. Gene Ontology annotation, molecular function: neuropeptide binding; G protein-coupled receptor activity. Gene Ontology annotation, cellular component: membrane; neuron projection. Bases 7 to 2199 code for a protein of 730 amino acids. Lineage: Eukaryota; Metazoa; Chordata; Aves; Pelecaniformes; Ardeidae.
AGGACAAUGUCGGUAACGCCUAGUAAUUUGUCACUCAAUGGGACAAGCUUCUUCACUGAAAAUCAUAGCAUUAUGGAUAAGCCUAGCGAGCAGAGAACUUUGAAUGUCUUUCUGUUCUGCUUGACUUCUAUCAUUGCAUUCACAGCACUUUUGGGCAGCAUUUAUUCACUAGUUUCCCUGCUGAAAAUGCAAAACAAAACCACAGUUUCAAUGAUUGUGACCUCUUUGUCAAUAGAUGAUUUGAUCAGCAUUGUGCCAGUGAUUAUUUUCAUGCUCACUCAGUGGUCAAGUGAUGUCCUCCCCCAGCCUCUGUGCACCACCUCAGCACUUUUAUAUUUAUUCCAGGGCAUUUCUAGCAACCUGAAAGGGUCUCUCAUAGUUUCUUACAACUUCUACACCAUCAACAAAACUGAGACAAUGAGCUGCAGCGCUUCCAAGCGACAAGUGAGCAUGGUAUGGGCCGUUCUUACCAUUUGGAUUGUCAGUUUGCUGAUCUGCAUUUUGCCUCUUUGUGGUUGGGGCAAGUACAUCCCCACCUCCUGGGGUUGCUUCACUGACUGUGCCAGUUCCUACAUUUUGUUUUUAUUUAUUGUCUACUCGCUGUGCUUUUGCCUCCUCACAGUGCUGUCUGUUCCUCUCACUUACCAGCUGUUGUGCUCAGAUGAGCAACAGCUACUACACAUUGAUUACCAGGAAAUCUCUCGAGGCUACAUCACCCCCGGGACACCUGCAGGCUGCAGUACUGCUACCCCAUCUCUGUCACCAGUGGACCCUGUGGAUAAGACCCUGAAGCAUUUCCAAAACGCAUGUCCAAGCUCGGAGGCAGUCUUUAGGAAAGAUGUGGCUGAGAGCAGUGCACUCGAGCCCCGUUGCAUGAACAGCAUACAGAGCAGGAGCUUCACAGUGGGCUUUGCCCAGAAACGAUUCUCACUGAUUCUUGCAUUGACAAAAGUCAUUCUCUGGCUUCCAAUGAUGCUAUUUAAAUUUCAAAAUGCUCUGCCUUUCAGAUACAAAUGGUUGUCCAGCUUUAGCUUCCUGCGGCUUUUGCUGGCUGCCACAGUCACCCCAGUAUUUGUCCUCUCAAAACACUGGAUCCACCUGCCCUGUGGCUGCAUCAUUAAUUGCAGGAGGAAUUCAUAUGCAGUGUCUUCAGAAGAACUCAAAUCCAAACGUAGGGGUUUUGAAUUCAACCUGUCGUUCCAGCAAGGUUAUGGAAUCUACAAAAUAUCCCAUGAAAACCACCACCACCACCACGACAGGGAUGGUAAAUCCACGUCCUAUCAUAACUUGGUGAGCUACGACUGUGGUAACUCGAAAGAAGCUGGGAGGGGGCCCGACGAAGCCCCCCGUGCCGGGAACGCGGGGUUCAGCACCACGGCGCUGGCGGACAGCUCCCGGGAGGCCCCGGCAGCGCCCGCGGCCCGGCCAGGCCCGGGCAAGGAGGGGAGCCCCGACCGCCUCCUUCCUGACAAACCGGGAACCUUUAAAAGAGAAGAGGUCAGAAAUUUUGAUAAGUCGACUUUUUCCGAAGGAUCAGAAAGGAGGUUGUCUCAUGAGGAAAGCCAUAAACCCGAACUCACAGAUUGGGAAUGGUGCAGGAGCAAAUCAGAGAGGACCCCUCGGCAGCGAUCAGGUGGGGCCCUAGCUAUCCCUCUGUGUGCAUUUCAAGGAACUGUAUCUCUUCAGGCACCCACGGGAAAAACGCUCUCUUUGUCUACAUACGAGGUAAGCACUGAAGGGCAAAAAAUAACACCCACGUCGAAGAAAAUUGAAGUAUAUCGAUCCAAAAGUGUUGGUCACGAGCCAAACCCAGAGGAGUCUCCUAAUACGUUUGCUGACACAAGCGUUAAAAUUCAUUUAGAGGUACUUGAAAUUUGUGACAAUGAAGAGGCCCUGGAUACUGUGUCAAUCAUCAGUAAUAUCAGCCAGUCCUCCACACAGGUAAGGUCUCCAUCCUUACGUUACUCACGGAAAGAAAACAGGUUUGUGUCAUGUGAUUUAGGGGAAACUGCCUCUUAUUCCCUCUUCAUACCAUCAAACAAUCCGGACAGCGAUAUUAACAUAUCAAUUCCAGACACUGUCGAAGCUCAUCGACAGAAUAGUAAAAAGCAGCAUAUGGAAAGAGGCGGUUAUCAGGAAGAAAUACAAAUGUUGAAUAAAGCAUACAGAAAACGGGAAGAAGAUGGCAACAGCAAUUAA